CGACCCGUGUUAUCCGUUGCCCCAAAUUGACCGAGGUUUUGAAUAAUCGAGAAUAGUCAAAACGGGUCGGCUUCAACCACCACGGGUCAAGCAAUUUGUUUCUUUUCGUCUUCUCCACUAUCCACGUGCAAGCUUGUCCAGACAACAUAACAAUGGAAACUGAAAGCCAAGAAACACAUAAGAGAUUUAAAGAAUGGUUGGAAAUAGAAAUGUCAAAAAAGAACUCUUCCAUAAUUUCAGAAGAUACAUAUAGUAUGAUUGUGUGCUUUUUAAAGAAGGGAAGAUCUUCAGAUACGCCACCACAUAUCAUUCGUCGUGUACGUAGAAAGAACUUCGCCAUUAUGAAUUAUCCAACUCUCAAUUUACAUGAUAUCCUUUGUGUGCCUGGGGAAAAUGUACGUGCAUUUCAGUUUGUGGCAUGUAAUUCUGUAGAUGCAAUUGUGUUUAUCUUAGGGGUGGGGGGUGCAUGUUCACUGUGUUUUAUAUUUGUGUUUAGCUAAACUGUGUUAAAUAAUGUUAUUAUGUGUAGCCAUAAAUUGUUGUGUGACAAUGGAUGAUAUUGCAUCUUACAAACAAUACAUUAAUCUGAAUUUGUUAUAACUAGCAUGUUUUUCAUCAAAAGUGUACCAGUCUCCAACAAGCCAAGGCAUGUGAAUGUAGAAUAUUUGAGUAAGAAUGAGUUUUAGGUAUUAUAUAUCUUUUUUCAGUUAAAAUUUGUGUAUAAAAUAAUAGAAUUAUAAUUGCUUCCUAAUAAUAUUUAGGUAAAAUAUAUGAAUUAGCUAUAUAAAUGAUGAUACAUAAUUAUUUUUUAAAUAGUUAAAAUAAUAAGUAUAUAUAAAGUUAUUUACGUAUUACCUAUUUUUUUGUUCAUGGUCCAGCUUUUAGUUGGUAUUCUGUUCAUUUAUGAAUAUACAGGUGCAAAUCCUGUCUGGAUCUUCUAUUAGUUCAAUAUAUAUGUUAUUUGAGUUUUUAUGCGAGAAAAAUUAUGAUAAUUAGCCAGUAUGAAAUUUAAAGGUUAUAUAUAUAAUUAGGUUUUGUUAUAUAUUUAUUUUCUGUCUGAAGGCCCAAACAAAGUUUUUUGGUGAGGCAUAUUUCUAUUUGUUAUCUGUUAGCCUUAUUUUUAUCAUAUAG
Messenger RNA from Hydractinia symbiolongicarpus, 1131 nucleotides. RefSeq lists its product as uncharacterized. Lineage: Eukaryota; Metazoa; Cnidaria; Hydrozoa; Anthoathecata; Hydractiniidae. The record is from RefSeq and is a predicted model, not a curated record. The transcript has 2 exons. The coding region runs from base 153 to 500 and encodes 115 amino acids.